Molecule: messenger RNA, 1798 nt
Organism: Setaria italica (foxtail millet)
Lineage: Eukaryota; Viridiplantae; Streptophyta; Magnoliopsida; Poales; Poaceae
Product: mannan endo-1,4-beta-mannosidase 1
Exons: 3
Coding region: 149-1435 (428 amino acids)
Molecular function (GO): hydrolase activity, hydrolyzing O-glycosyl compounds
Source: RefSeq, a predicted model, not a curated record
UAUUUAACGCGGUUGGCAGCUCGGCGUCUCCUCCUUUUACAGUUGCAUUCUUCUUCCUCACCUCACCUCACCACCAUUGCCGGCCAUCCAAGAAGAGAGAUAGAGAUAGAGAGAGGCAACGACGCACACUGCCCCAGUCCAUAGAAGAAUGAGGCUUCAUGGAGCUCUUGCUCUGCUUCUGCUCCUGUGCAUCCAUGUAGGCCAUCAAGGAGCAGAUGCCAGGGGGGACGGGUUCGUGAGGGUCCAGGGCACCCGCUUCGUGCUCAACGGCAGCCCGUUCUUCGCCAACGGGUUCAACGCCUACUGGCUCAUGUCCUUAGGCGCCGACCCCGCCCAGAGGGGCAAGGUCACCUCGGCGCUGAGCCAGGCCGCGGGCGCCGGCCUCACCGUGGCCAGGACGUGGGCGUUUAGCGACGGCGGCAGCAAUGCCCUGCAGUACUCCCCCGGCCGCUACAACGAGAACACCUUCCAGGGGUUGGAUUUCGUUCUAUCUGAGGCUAGGAAGCAUGGGAUUAAGAUGAUACUGAGCCUUGUGAACAGCUACGAUAGCUUUGGAGGGAGGAAGCAGUAUGUGCAGUGGGCAAGAGAGCAGGGGCAAAGCAUUGGGUCUGACGAUGAGUUCUUCACUAACCCUGUUGUCAAGGGCUUCUACAAGAACCAUAUCAAGACCGUGCUGAUGCGGGUGAACACGAUCACCGGCGUGGUGUACAAGGACGACCCGACGAUCAUGGCGUGGGAGCUGAUGAACGAGCCCCGGUGCCCGUCAGACCUCUCCGGCCGGACCCUCCAGUCGUGGAUCGCGGAGAUGGCGGCGCACGUCAAGUCCAUCGACGGCGCCCACCUCCUGGAGACCGGCCUGGAGGGCUUCUACGGCGCGUCGUCGCCGUCCCGGGGUGCCGUGAACCCGUCGGGGUACCAGGUGGGCGCCGACUUCCUCGCCAACAACCGGGUGCCCGGGGUCGACUUCGCCACCGUGCACGCGUACCCGGACCAGUGGCUGCCCGGCCUGGACGCCCCCUCGCAGCUCCGGUUCCUGGGCGCCUGGCUCGACGCCCACAUCGCCGACGCGGGGCGCGUGCUGCGGAAGCCGCUGCUGGUGGCGGAGUUCGGCAAGUCCCGGAGGGACCCCGGGUACGGCGGCGGCGACGCCCAGCGGGACGCGGUGUUCGGGGCGGUGUACGCCAAGGUCUACGAGUCGGCGCGGGCCGGGGGGGCAGCGGCCGGGGCGCUGUUCUGGCAGCUCCUGGCGGAGGGGAUGGAUUCGUACGGGGACGGGUACGAGGUCGUGCUGGGCCGGGCGCCGUCGUCCACCGCCGGCGUCAUCGCGACGCAGAGCCGGAGGCUGCAGGGGCUCGCCAGGGCGUUCGCGCGCGCGCGCAAGGCCCAGCACCAGCAGGGGAAGGCGUCGGGCAAAGGUGCCAAGGGCGGCAACUGAAGGUGAUGCUAAUAAGGCCGAGAUCAGGGUGCUUUGCAGCAAGAACGCGUGUUUUUUUCGUGCGUUUGGGUUCCGUUGUGUGUGACAACAGUGUGCGUGCGCGGCGAUGUCUCGUCGAGAUGAUUUGAAGAUUCAUCCGGGAGCGGAGUUAUACAUGUCUCAGUGUCUGGCAUCCUCCUCCGUGUAUUAGAGGGCAUGCUUUUAAGUGUUCUUCUGGAUCACGAGAGGAGCGAAGUUGGUGCAAGGCUGUGGAAGAAGCGGCCUAUGCUUAAGGUUGUCACUUUCUAUGAUUUAUGUGAAGGGAUCUGUUGUCUAAAUAGUUCCUUCUGUUCUCAUCCACUUGUUGAUCACUCAAUUUCCUCA